AUGAUGAACCCACAAUAUCUGCCGCCUGGACAAAAUAACAAUGCCCCUUCCAAUCCCCUGGGCUUCCCACCAACGUCGCAAGACUACAAUGGAGUACAGAAUGCCAACAUCUAUGGCCAAAUGCCACCAAAUGGUCCACAAAUGCCUAUGAAGCAGUUUGACUCUACUGAGAUAUCAAACAAAAUGCAAAAUAUGAACUUAAACGGACCACAAGGGAUACCUUCUUCUCAAUUGCCACCUGGACAGUUCCCACCUGGCAGCUUUCCACCUACAUCAAACUAUGGACCUAGUCAGCUACCUCCUAACAUGAGGCCACCGGUUUCUAUGGCAGGAAGGCCACAAGGAAGCGAAGCUUCUCAAUUACCACCUCAAAUGCAACCUCCCAUGUCUACUGCUUCUACUCAAGCCCAAGGAUUUGGACAAUUUCCUGGCAAGGAAGGGCAAUUUCAAGGACCACCUCAAGUUCAGAUGGUUCAAGGCCAACCUAAGCCAAUGAUAUCCCAAUCAGGCCCGCCACUGUCAGGGCAGCCUGGUGCUCCACCGCAAAUGUCACAGAUGCCUCCACAUUCCCAACCUGGGAUUCCACCUCAACCUGGUAUGAUGGGAAGACCCCCUAAUGGCCCUGAACAGGCAAAACCAUCACAAAUGGCUGGUUUCCAAGGAAUGCCUCUACCGACUAGUCAACCAGGAUUACAAAACCAGCAAGGAUUAACACCAGGUCAGACAGGAUUAUCUCCGAAUCAAUCAGGUCCUAGUUUGCAAUUGCAGCAGAAUUUGCAGCCUCCGCAAAUGCGUCAGCCGGGUGGGCCACCAACUGGAUUUGAUUAUCAAAGACAACCUCGGGGCCCAAUGUCUGGAAUGCCCCCGCAGCAUGGUCCUAUGCCUGGACAGAUGGGACCUCAAGUGCCUCUUGGUCCACCCAAUUCACAAGCUGGUCUUCCUCCGCAACCUAGUAUGCCACCGCAGCAAGUUCCAUCUUCGCAGUCACAGUUCCCUUCCAUGCCUGGCUUACCUCAUAUGCCACCACCACUGUCUCAAGCUAGACCUCCCUCUGGGUUUGGGCCACCCGGACAGUCUGCCCAACCACCUAGCUCUUAUGGAGCAAUGCCACCAAUGCAGCCUCCAAUACCAGGACAAGCACCUAGGUCUGGUCAACAAACAAUGUCAGGCCAACCACUAAUGCCUGGCCAACCUCCAAUGCCUGGCCAACACCCGAUGCCUGCCCAGCCUCCAAUCCAGGCCAACCCCCAAUGCCUGGCCAACAUCCAAUGCAUAGCCAACCGCCUAUGCCUGGCCAACCACCAAUGCCUGGCUAUGCCAAAAGACGAAAAUGGAAAGAGCUACACACGUGUAGGUUUCAUCACCUACAGUUCUACAGUUCACUUCUACAAUAUAAAGGGUACACUGGCGCAGCCUCAGAUGUUGUCAGUGGGCGACGUGUCUGACGUGUUCGUGCCGCUGCUGGACGGGUUCCUGUCACCGGCGGAGCAGAGCGGGCCAGUGCUGCAGCAGCUGUUGCAGCAGCUGCCCAACAUGUUCCAUGACAAUAAGGAGACGGAAACGAUACUGUUACCAGCUGUACAGGCUGGUCUAGAAGCGUUGAAAGCUGCGGAUACUUCAGGCCAGCUGCUUGUGUUCCACACUUCCCUGCCCACUUACAACGCGCCAGGGAAACUUAUCAAUAGAGAGGACAGGAAACUGCUGGGAACUGAUAAGGAGAAACAGAUACUCAUGCCGCAGACGACGGCGUACAACGAGACGGGUCAGGCGUGCAGCGCGGCGGGCGUCUGCGUGGAGCUGUUCGUGUGCAACAACGCGUACGUGGACGCCGCCACCAUCGGACAGCUGCCGCGACUCACCGGCGGACAGAUGCACAAAUAUACAUACUUUACUGCGGAGACGGACGGGGAGCGGCUGGCGUGGGACGUGCGGCGCGUCGUGUCGCGCCCCACUGCGCACGACGCGGUGAUGCGCGUGCGCACCUCCACC
Messenger RNA from Papilio xuthus (Asian swallowtail), 1989 nucleotides. The record is from RefSeq and is a predicted model, not a curated record. Lineage: Eukaryota; Metazoa; Arthropoda; Insecta; Lepidoptera; Papilionidae.